Messenger RNA from Bombina bombina (fire-bellied toad), 1974 nucleotides. It is a transcript of the gene EMX2, whose product is annotated as empty spiracles homeobox 2. The transcript has 3 exons. Gene Ontology annotation, biological process: central nervous system development; regulation of DNA-templated transcription; brain development. Gene Ontology annotation, molecular function: DNA binding; DNA-binding transcription factor activity, RNA polymerase II-specific. Bases 275 to 1018 code for a protein of 247 amino acids. Lineage: Eukaryota; Metazoa; Chordata; Amphibia; Anura; Bombinatoridae. The record is from RefSeq and is a predicted model, not a curated record.
CCCCGCGCAUCCAUGGAUUGUCUCUGGGCUGGGUGAGCGCUAAAAGGGAGGACCAGGGCUGCAAUCACCGGGAGUGCCAGAGCUGUGAGUUCCAGGAGCUCUAGAAGAAAUCAGUGCCAGCACUGGGACCCACAGGACCACGAGCAGUGCCCACGUCUGGGAGGACCCUUUGGGGGACAGUGACCUGAUCUGAUCUCUUCCUUUACUUUCAUUGUUUGCCCCCCGCACUCCCCCUCCGCUGCUGGCUGCCUUUGAGGGGGUUUUGGGGGGCACCAUGUUUCAGCCAACCCCAAAAAGGUGCUUUACCAUCGAGUCCCUGGUGGCCAAGGACAGCCCCCUGCCAGCCACCCGCAAUGAGGACCCCAUUAGACCAGCUGCCCUCAGCUAUGCCAACUCCAGUCCUAUGAACCCCUUCCUUAACGGCUUCCACUCCACGGGUAGGGGGGUCUACUCUAAUCCGGACUUGGUCUUUGCAGAGGCGGUAUCCCACCCUUCUAACCCUGCUGUGCCAGUGCACCCAGUGCCCCCACAUCAUGCCCUGGCAGCGCACCCCAUGCCAACCUCACACUCUCCGCACCCACUCUUCAGCUCCCAGCAAAGGGACCCCUCAACAUUCUACCCCUGGCUAAUACACAGGUACAGAUACCUGGGCCACAGGUUCCAAGGUAAUGAAACUAGCGCAGAGAGCUUCUUGCUACACAAUGCUCUGGCCAGAAAACCCAAAAGGAUUCGUACAGCUUUCUCCCCAUCCCAGUUAUUGCGCCUGGAACACGCUUUUGAGAAAAACCAUUAUGUUGUGGGGGCAGAGAGAAAACAACUUGCGCACAGUCUGAGCCUCACUGAAACUCAGGUAAAAGUAUGGUUCCAGAACAGAAGGACAAAGUUCAAAAGACAAAAAUUGGAAGAAGAAGGAUCAGAUUCCUCUCAAAAGAAAAAGGGCACCCAUCAUAUUAACCGAUGGAGACUUGCCACAAAACAAGCCAGUCCAGAGGAAAUCGAUGUCACUUCAGAUGACUAAACAAUUAGCACUGUGACUUUGUAAUGAACAAAAUAUAAUAGCAAGAAGUGCUUGUACAAGGGAGUUGGAUUUGCAGUACUGAAAAAUAUGAAGAAUCUGAAGAGUGUGUAUGUGGCACUGAAAGUCCCCCUGACUUUGGUAUACAAGGAUCCCCACAAGAGAGGUCACUGAUGUAUCGGCUCGAUUGUCCCUCAGAAAUAUUAUACAGUUAAGAGGACAUUUUUUUUGCACUUCCAAAGUUUUCCAGUCUUUGAAGAUUUCAACACAGCCAAACAAAUAUAAAUAUAAAAACAAGCAAACAAUCCCUUGUUUAAAAAGACUUGCAUGAAAUCCCAAGAAGCAGGUGCUAUUCAGAAGGCAGUAAAAAAAUGAACAUUGUAAGUUUAUUUUGUAUUUUAUUGUUUCUGAUCUGGGAAACUGGUUAUGUGUGCUCGUUUUUAAGAGAGAUGUGCAGUCUGUAUACAGUAACAGUUUAUGGUACAAUUCAGGAGUCAAAGUGAUUGUGAAAAGCAUAUGCAAUAGAGCCCUAGCAUCAAACAGGGACUACAGAAAUACAAUGCUGAGACAUUAUGGGCUAUCAAUGUUGCAGAAAUGGCUUAUUUUUUACCGAGUGAUUGAAGAAGGGAAGUCAUAUUUUUGGAUUGUAAAAACCUAAACAUAUCCGAUAUUUGUCCAUGUAACACUGAUUGGAAAUGGGUUUGCCAAAAGACUUUAAAUUUGUCAAAUGAUCCAUUUUGGCACCAUAUUGGAGCACUGAGGUUUCUGGUCUAAGAUUACAAAGCUAUUAAAGGAGGACAGAAAAGACAUUUCCCUAAUGUCCUCUCCACCAGAUUGUACAUAUUUUUGUGUUUGUGAUAAUUGUUAGAAUUCUAACACACUAUAUACUUCUAAGAAGUAUGAAUUUGUCAAUAUUUUUUUUUCAAUAAAGAUUUAUCCAAUUGUUCGCAGACAUUAAA